This is a messenger RNA of Alternaria triticimaculans, 1503 nucleotides long. RefSeq lists its product as uncharacterized. The transcript is spliced from 3 exons. NCBI's taxonomy places the organism in Eukaryota, Fungi, Ascomycota, Dothideomycetes, Pleosporales, Pleosporaceae. Bases 1 to 1503 code for a protein of 500 amino acids. The record is from RefSeq and is a predicted model, not a curated record.
AUGACCAAUGUUGUUGAUAUGCCUUUUUCUGACAUCGAUGACUCGGAUGCGGAUCUAUACGCGAUGGACCUUCCUUUAUCGCUCGCAGGCGAACUGGCCGCACAACAAGCGACAACUCACUGCGCAAAUGUCAGCGGUUCAACGCAAUCGGAGCAAUUAGAACUUCAAGCUACUCCAGAGCCUCCGCCCAGUCCUCCUUUCUUCAAACCAGCAUCCUGGAACGCGAUUGAUGCCGCCACCGCGGAAUACUAUGCCAAUAUGCAGCAGGAGAUAGCCGCACAAGAGCUUCGCGAUGUGAAGCGUUGUCUAGACCUGCGACAUAACAUCGCUCGCACCGCCAAAACGAAGAUUUUCGAUUCUGAGCCGCUCGUUGUACCCAGCUCCUGGUCGAUGUCGGGAGUUCACCUAAAGAGCUUGGUGAAGCAUCCUUUUCUGCUUGAGGAGUACCUGGAAGGCGAGCACUUUUCCCGCGAGGCGAUCAGGAUUCGAAGGGAAUACUUUGAAAUCAAACACUGUGGCUCACCGGAGAUCAAGCGUCUCGCUGCCAUGGAAGCAGACUACAGAGAAAGCCAGGCGUCACGGUCGUUGCUUGAUCUCCUGCUAGAAGCCAUUCAACAUGCAACGCAAAAGCUCAUCUUGGAGCUUACAGAAGGCGAUAAGACUACGAAGAGACCUGUCUUGGAUCUAUGUCGUCGCCUGGUCGCUUAUUCGACCCACACAGAUGAUGAUGGUGAGCUCAUUCGGGCCGUGGAAGCGAUCAAUGAUAUAGAACGAGGACAUAUGCAGUUGCAAUACGAUAACGUGUUGGAACGGUCCACGGAAACUUCGUCAAAGUCUUCGAUGCCUCAUGCAGUCGCUCCACCAGACUCACCACCGCCUUAUCACAUCUGUCUUCCAGCAGAGCCAGCGUCGUCGCCACCACCGGUUGAGACAUCCCCGCCCAAGGAUCCGAGUCGGCUGCGUGUAAAGUUCCAAGAGAAUUUGACAUUGCUCAGUUCAGACAUAGGCCAUUUGACACAUCCCAUCGUCAUGAUGGCCCUCGAACCGCCGCCUGUAGCUUCAAGGCCCGCCGACCUCACUCCCGCUCCUCACACCAUAAUCCGCCCUGUGGCUUCAAGACCAACGCCUAUCAGGCCGGAAGCGACGCUCUCACCGGGGUCUUCGCUCGCAAAUACUGGCAAGAAGCGUCGGGCAAGCCGGGAACUGGCUGCUACAAGCGAUUGCGAAACAAACCCGACCAAACGACCCAACAGGAGUGAGCGUGACGGAAACGCCCACUCCGCGCAAGUCGAGAGUCGCGAUGCCAAUGUCGAAAUAGGCAACACAGCGCGACCGACGUGUCCUACUCCGAGCCCCCAGAUGCAAGCAGCGCUUGCAGAGGCAUGCAGGAAGAGGGAUGAGCGACAAUCGAACCAAUGGCAACUUGUGAUUUACAAGCGCGAUGAGUAUGUCUUCUGGAAGAAAGAGUGGAGAAGAUUUGAAGAUACUGACAAUGAAGCGUAG